AAUUUCUCUUUAGUUUGUCUCUGAUUCACUUUGUGUGAGGACUGAAGCUCGAUCCCCUUUCCUGUCUCAAACUCAGGUUGAAAGCAGACCAUUCACAAUAAUCUUCAUUUAUCAUGACUCUUCAGCGUAUUCUAGUGCUUCUUCUAGUAGCUACAACAAUGGAGAGUGCAACAGAGGCAGAUGAGACAACAACAGAAGCAUCACCAAAAGCAAUGAUGAUGACAGACCCAGGAUCAGAAUCUACACCAGAAAAAUUUACGUCAGCAGCACUUUGUCCCAUCGGAGCUGAGUGGUCAAACUGCGUAGAAUGUAAUUCUGAUUGUGCCACUUUGUAUAUGGUCUGUACUGAGGGCUGCCGAGAGGGGUGUAAGUGUAUCGGACCAGGAUAUGUCUUUUAUGAAGGUUCCUGUAUCCCGGCCAGUAAUUGUCCUACACCAGCAGAAACCACAACAUUUACAAUCUCUGACACAAUCGAGACUACAAUGGAGACAACACAGGAAACCUCUCCUUCGGAAUCCACAACAACGGAGACAACAACAACAGACUGGCCUGCAUCAACAACAUCAACAACAGCAAACAGAUUUACAACAGGAUCAUGGACCACAGUUACUCCUCCCUGUUAUUGACUAAUGGAAAGUCAACCGUUAAUUGAUCCAGAGAACACCAAUCUUUCCUGUUUUCAACCUUCAACCAUCCCAGCAUGCACACUAGGUGAACUGCUACAUAAUACAAGUAGGAAUCUGGAAGGCCUAAUGCUCCCUUGUCUUUUAUAGCAGUAGUAAGUAUGAUAGAGGGGAUAUUUUGUUUUUUGGCAUAAUCAAUCAAUGAAAUAUGUUUGGAUGUGUUGUCUUUGCCCUCCCUUUUCGGUACAAACCCUGCUUGGUCAGUAUGGAUAAUAUCAGGUAAGUAUAACUUUAUUCUGUUGCUUAAGAUCUUCACAUAUAUUUUUAAGUCUAUGUUAAUCAAAGCGACGGGUCUAUAGCUCGGGCAUAAUUGAGGGUCUUUCUCAGGUUUGGGAAUUAUAGUGAUAUGAGCCUCUUAGGCUUGUGGGUGAAAGCUAUUGGCGUUUGUGUGUAAGGGAAACAACUCACCGACACCAUUCUUCUUUUCUAGAUGGCGGCGCCCUGUCCUCCCACAUGGUUCUUCCUGGUUGCAGCACUGUGACACCAGCUCCUUCUCGCCAGCCAAUUUUGGCACCAAAGGAGGCCUAUUUAAAGGAGCCUGAAGACUGCAACAUUGCCUAAAUAUAAGUUUUGCUUUGUGCAUUCCUUGGUGUGAUUCUAGUAUUGUGAUAUCGAUUCCUGUGUACUGACCUUUGCCUAUUUAACCGUUUUGACCCUAUUCUGCCUGGAUUGACCUCUUUGCCUGGACUCUGACCAUUCUAUUGCCAAACCCUUUUUUACCUUGAACUUUGUUUGUUGAACUGCCUCCUCCUUGGUCCGCACUCCAUACUGAGCCUUCGGGCCCAUACAUUGUGACCCCAUUGAAAUAAUCUAGUAGAGGAUAUAUCUCUUUCUUAAAGGACAAGGAAAGCCUAAAAUAGAAUAAGGCUAGAAAUGCUGUAUUUUGUAUACUAAAC
Messenger RNA from Xenopus laevis (African clawed frog), 1579 nucleotides. RefSeq names its product zonadhesin. Lineage: Eukaryota; Metazoa; Chordata; Amphibia; Anura; Pipidae. The transcript is spliced from 9 exons. The record is from RefSeq and is a predicted model, not a curated record. The coding region runs from base 114 to 626 and encodes 170 amino acids.